AUGUUCUUACAACGUCACCUGGUUUAUAUAGGUUCAUGUCGUAACUCCUAUGCUCGGAAAGCUUUUCUCUUCUCCCUCAACAACAUCAAAGGAUACAAUCCUGUGAAGCUGGCACAAUACCGAUACCAGCAUAGCGCAAUGUGCAGUUGUUCCUCUUACGGACCCAUUUUUGGUUGGGGACGUGACAUCAUCAUAUAUAACGACGCUGCAAACAAUCAACGCUCUUAUACUAAAUGCGGUGGGACGUACAAAAACCCCACGGGUUAUUCAUCUGGAGACUGUAAAUUUUUCACAGGAGCAUUUCGUUUUACUCCAUCCGACAUUGAAGUUUUCUUCGAAAUCGGUGGCCUUGGUGCAUCUACUAUACUUGGAGGCCUGGACCCCAAUGAAUACUUGGGAAAGAUGAUUUCAUUUUUAGACCCAGUUCUUCCCAGUGCAUCCCGUACUGACUUUAUUAAGUGUUGGCAUGCUAAGACUGACGGCUGGGCGGCAUCGAAAUUCCACAGCAACUGCGAUGGGAGGGGACCCACAGUGACAAUCAUCAAAGUGAACGAUUACAUAUUUGGUGGAUAUACUGAUGUGUCCUGGAGCGGAGCUGGUUCUUGCGCAGGUUAUUCCUACGCCAGUAAAGCUUUCAUCUUCUCUCUCUAUAAUGUCAAAGGAUACAAUCCCGUAAAGUUGACGCAAUACCAAAAUCAGCAAUAUGCAAUGUACAGAUGUAAUACGUAUGGACCCACCUUUGGUAAUCAUGAUAUCUACAUAUCCGACGGCUCUGGAAACAACCAAAACUCCUACACCAGAUGCGGUUACACGUACACGACACCUUCAGGGUACUCAACUGGUAACUGUGGUUUUUUUACAGGGGGGUCUCAUUUCUCUCCAACGGACGUCGAAGUAUUCUAUGAAGCAGGCCUUGGUUUGUCCGCCAUACUUCGAAGUCUUGAUUACAACCAGUACUUGAAGGUGCUGUUUUCGUAUUUGGACCCAGUCCUUAUCAAUAGAGAACGUAGCAGGUUUGUGAGGUGUUGGCACGCAGAGACUGACGGUUGGGCAGCAUCGACAUUCCACAGUAACUGCGAUGGGAGGGGACCCACAGUGACUAUCAUUAAAGUUAACAGUUAUAUCUUUGGUGGAUACACUGACGUGUCCUGGACCAGCAGUCCUUGUGCUUAUUCUUCAGCCAGCAAAGCUUUUGUUUUCUCUCUUUACAACGUCAAAGGAUACAAUCCUGUGAAGCUGACACAAUACCGAUACCAGCAAUACGCAAUGUACAGAUGUUCCUCUUACGGACCCACUUUUGGUUGGGGACAUGACAUCAUCAUAUAUGACGACGCUGUAAACAAUCAGCACAGUUAUACUAGAUGCGGUGGCACGUACUCCAACCCCACGGGCUAUUCAGCCGGAGAUUGUAAAUUUUUCACAGGAGCAUUGAAUUUCACCCCAUCUGACAUUGAAGUUUUCUUCGAAAUAAUAAACUGA
Messenger RNA from Pocillopora verrucosa, 1479 nucleotides. NCBI's taxonomy places the organism in Eukaryota, Metazoa, Cnidaria, Anthozoa, Scleractinia, Pocilloporidae. The record is from RefSeq and is a predicted model, not a curated record.